Messenger RNA from Dothidotthia symphoricarpi CBS 119687, 1500 nucleotides. Its product is annotated as succinic semialdehyde dehydrogenase. Lineage: Eukaryota; Fungi; Ascomycota; Dothideomycetes; Pleosporales; Dothidotthiaceae. The coding region runs from base 1 to 1500 and encodes 499 amino acids. The transcript has 4 exons. Gene Ontology annotation, biological process: GABA catabolic process. The record is from RefSeq and is a predicted model, not a curated record. Gene Ontology annotation, molecular function: succinate-semialdehyde dehydrogenase (NAD+) activity.
AUGGGUCAUUCUGUGCCGCCUCUCAAUGAUCCCUCCCUUCUCAAGACACAGACUUAUGUCAAUGGAGAAUGGGUGGGUGCAAAGUCGGGCAAGACGUUCGAGGUCCAUGACCCGGCGACUGGCGAACUCAUCGCGACACAGCCUGAGAUGGACCGCGCCGACACCGAAGCCGCCAUUGCAGCUGCCGCCGCCGCGCUCCCCUCAUUCCGUAAGACGACGGGCCGUGAGCGAUCUCGCAUGCUGCGGAAGUGGUACCAGCUGAUGGUGGACAACGCCGACGAUCUCGCCAAGCUCAUAACGUGGGAGAACGGGAAGCCGCUGGCGGAUGCAAAGGGCGAGGUCACAUAUGCGGCGAGCUUCUUCGAGUGGUUUGCUGAGGAGGCGCCGAGGAUGUACGGGAACACGAUUCCGGCGAGUGUGGCUGGGAACAGGGUGUUUACCAUCAAAGAGCCUGUGGGAGUUUGUGGGCUGAUUACACCAUGGAAUUUCCCCGCUGCUAUGAUUACUCGCAAGAUUGGCCCAGCGCUGGCAGCAGGCUGCACCGUCGUCGCAAAGUCUCCAGGCGAGACGCCCUUCACAGCCGCCGCCCUCGCCGAGCUAGCGCACCGAGCAGGCAUCCCCAAGGGCGUCGUCAACUUCGUCACAGCGCUCAAGAACACGCCCGAAGUCGGCGAGACCAUCACCUCCAGCAAGACCGUCAAGAAAGUCUCCUUCACAGGCUCCACCGGCGUCGGCAAACUCCUCAUGAAGCAAUCCGCCUCGACCCUGAAGAAACUCUCCUUCGAGCUCGGCGGAAACGCACCCUUCAUCGUCUUCGACGACGCCGACCUCGACGCCGCCGUCGCCGGCGCCAUCACCUCGAAAUUCCGCUCCUCGGGCCAAACCUGCGUCUGCGCAAACCGCAUCUACGUGCAAUCCGGCAUCUACGACGCCUUCGCCACAAAGUUCACCGAAAAAGUAAAAGCCUUCUCCGUCGGCUACGGCUACGAUGAAGGCGUCACCCACGGCCCCGUCAUCCACGCCCGCGCCCUCGAGAAGGUAGAAACGCACGUCCAAGACGCAGUCACCCAGGGCGGCAAAGUCCUCGUCGGCGGCAACAGAAUGCCAGACCUGGGUGCAAACUUCUUCCAGCCCACCGUCAUCCGCGACAUGACCGCCGACAUGAAGUUACACGACGAAGAAACUUUCGGCCCCGUUGCCGGCCUGUUCAAAUUCGACACCGAGGCCGAUGUUGUUCGGCUGGCGAACUCGGCGGAUGUCGGGCUUGCGGGAUACUUUUUCAGCCGCGAUGUGCAGCGCUGUUAUCGCGUUGCGGAGGCCCUGGAGGUCGGCAUGGUGGGCGUUAAUACCGGCUUGAUUUCUGAUGCGGGGAGUCCGUUUGGUGGCGUUAAGGAGAGUGGGUUUGGGAGGGAGGGGUCCAUGUUGGGGGUUGAGGAGUAUGUUGUUACUAAGACGGUUACGUUGGGGGGGAAUGGGAUGCCGUUGCAGGGGGAGGCGUGA